AUGGACACCAAAAUCCUCGCUGCUUCAGACAAGCACCCGAAGCCCGCAGACCGGGUGUUUCAAUAUGGCACUGCGGGGUUCCGAAUGAAAGCUACCCUCCUCGACAGUGUAGUUUUCCGCGUUGGUCUGGUCGCAGCUCUUCGAUCCCGUAAACUUGGUGGACAAACAAUUGGUGUUAUGAUCACAGCUUCCCACAAUCCGCCAGAGGACAAUGGUGUCAAGCUCGUGGAUCCAAUGGGGGAGAUGUUGGAGAACUCAUGGGAGGCAUACUCAACGGAGCUAGCCAAUGCAAAAAACGAGGAUGUCGCCAAGGUGUAUAAGAGCUUGGAGGAGAAGCUGAAGAUCAAUCCUGCGACGCCUGCGAGAGUCAUCUAUGCUAGAGAUACCCGACCAAGUGGACCAAAACUGGCGCAGGCUCUGGUGGAUGCGCUUGAGGCUGCUGGUGCAGAAUACACGGAUUACAAGCUUCUCACGACUCCUCAAUUACAUUACCUGACGAGAUGCACGAAUACGGAGGGAACACCACAAAGCUACGGAGAAGUCAGUGAGAAGGGAUAUUAUGAGAAGUUGGCUGCGGCAUUUGUGCGGGCUAUGAAGGGAAAGAAGACGGUCGGGCCAGUCACUGUUGACUGUGCCAACGGUGUUGGAGGACCAAAGUUAGCCGAGCUCUUGAAAUACCUGCCAAAGGCAUCCGAGGGUGUUGAGAUUAAGAUUCUCAACGAUGAUGUCCUAAAGGCGGAAGUAUUGAACCAUGAGUGCGGCGCGGACUAUGUCAAGACAAAGCAGAGAGCACCUCCAUCUUCGAAAGCUGGACCGAAUGAACGAUGCUGCUCAUUAGAUGGAGACGCAGACCGAAUCAUCUACUAUUUCAACGAUCCAGAGCACGGUUUUCGCCUUCUUGAUGGAGACAAGAUCGCUACUCUGGCAGCUUCAUUCAUUGGAGAUCUAGCUCGCGAAGCAAGACUCUCAGACGAACUGAAGAUUGGCGUCGUUCAAACUGCAUACGCAAAUGGGGCCUCAACCAAAUAUGUCGAGAAGUCCCUCGGCCUCCCAGUGGUGUGCACGCCCACCGGAGUAAAGUGGCUUCAUCACGCAGCCACCAAAUUUGAUGUCGGUGUUUACUUCGAAGCUAACGGUCACGGAACUGUUGUCUUCUCCCAACAAGCCCUCAAGGCGUUCAAGACCAAGGAGCCCGAAUCUCCAGCCCAAGCCCAAGCACUCGAAACACUCCGUGCCCUUACAGACCUCAUCAACCAAACCGUUGGUGAUGCCCUCUCAGACAUGCUCCUCGUCGAAACAAUCCUUGCACACAAGUCCUGGACACCACGUGAAUGGGACCUCACCUACGUCGACCUACCCAAUCGCCUCGUCCGCGUAGAGGUCGGUGACAGGAAUCUGUUCAAGACGACUGAUGCAGAGCGCAAACUGGUUGAGCCUCAGGGAUUGCAGGAGCAAAUUGAUGCGUUGGUGAAGAAGUUCAAGGAUGGGAGGAGUUUUGCUAGAGCUUCUGGGACGGAAGAUGCGGUUAGAGUGUAUGCCGAGGCGGCGACGAGGAGUGAGGCUGAUGACCUGGCGAGCAAAGUUGCGGGUUUCUGUAGGCAGGAGGGUGGUGCGAAGUAG
Molecule: messenger RNA, 1620 nt
Organism: Cadophora gregata
Lineage: Eukaryota; Fungi; Ascomycota; Leotiomycetes; Helotiales; Ploettnerulaceae
Gene: PCM1
Product: Phosphoacetylglucosamine Mutase
Exons: 2
Coding region: 1-1620 (539 amino acids)
Biological process (GO): UDP-N-acetylglucosamine biosynthetic process; carbohydrate metabolic process
Molecular function (GO): magnesium ion binding; phosphoacetylglucosamine mutase activity
Source: RefSeq, a predicted model, not a curated record